UUGGUUUCUUUGACAUAAACAAUCUUGUGUACGAGAGAUAGUGCAAAAGAAAUGAAAAUUAGGGAAAGGAUAUUACCAAGAGUUGCAUCUGACUUGGGAGCUUUCUUAUUUGUUCUUUUCAUUAUUCCAGUGACGUACUGUUUCGAGUUAUUCAUUGUCUUGCCUGCUCUACAUUCCGUGUGGUCAUUUUGGUAUACACUACAUUUCAUUUGUGCUACGUAUGUAAUGGUAAACGUGGCAAGCAAUUUUGUUGCUGUUGUUGUUGUGGACACUAGUCUGCAGAAUAUUGUAACAGCAUCCUCACAACCAGAGAAUUGGCGAUACUGCACCGAGUGUGAAACCGUUGCUCCUCCAAGAUCAUGGCACUGUGAUACAUGUAAAACAUGCAUUUUGAAGCGCGACCAUCACUGUAUGUUUACUGGUUGUUGUGUCGGUCAUUACGAGUGUAGAUAUUUUUAUAUGUUUCUUUUGUACGUGUUCAUUGGUACAUUUUAUUCCACUUAUCUUAACUGCUUUUACAUAUGGAAAAACUUUGAACAUUUCUCUCUGUUAGGUAUAACAAAGUUUAUAUUUCCAAUGGCAAUGCUUGUUUUAGGCGUAGACGCUACUGAAAAACAAGUAUGCUUAUUAAUAUUUAUAAUUAAUUUCGUUGGUGCAAUAUUUACAUUGGUUUUGUUGGUUCACCACACCAGCUUAGUGUGCAAGGGAAUGGUAACACAUGAAAAGGGCAAAAAUAUCACAUACUAUGAUAGUGGUCUGAAAAAAAACUUAUCUCAGACUUUUGGAAAGAGGUGGCAUAUAUCUUGGUUAUUUCCAUUUGUAGCGUCAGAAUUGCCAAAUGAUGGAACAGACUGGAAUGAUUUGCAGAAAACUGAUUGAUGGAAAUCUAUCACGUUCCUACUGGCAUAAUUCUCAAGGGAAGGAGUUCAUGAAUGUGUACAGUGUCUGUACAUUGUGGUUCACUGUUUGUUUGUUUUCUUCUAUAAACCAUCAAAAAUUUGUUUAAAACAGAUGGAGUUGUAUAUAUGUAUUAUGAGAAGCAACUGUAAAAUAUAUCAUUUACAUUAAC
This is a messenger RNA of Schistocerca americana (American grasshopper), 1069 nucleotides long. Its product is annotated as probable palmitoyltransferase ZDHHC24. Lineage: Eukaryota; Metazoa; Arthropoda; Insecta; Orthoptera; Acrididae. The coding region runs from base 52 to 879 and encodes 275 amino acids. Gene Ontology annotation, cellular component: Golgi apparatus; endoplasmic reticulum. The transcript has 2 exons. The record is from RefSeq and is a predicted model, not a curated record. Gene Ontology annotation, biological process: protein targeting to membrane; peptidyl-L-cysteine S-palmitoylation. Gene Ontology annotation, molecular function: protein-cysteine S-palmitoyltransferase activity.